AUGAUCGUUGGCGGUGUUGAUGUUCCUCAGGGGCAUGUAUUCAAACUCACCAAGGUAUCGAUCAUCAGAGAAAAACAGACUCAGAGUUAUGUGCCCGAGGGCAUCCUACCAUUCAAUGACGAGGAAAAGGAAGGCAUAUCUCAGCCACACAAUGACGCCCUGGUAAUUUCUAUUUUGUUCAAUAAAGUUCGAGUUAAACGUGUUCUAGUGGAUCCAGGAAGCUCAGCAAACAUAAUCAGUUCAAGGGUUGUAGAUCAGCUCGGCAUGCAGGACCAAAUUAUACCUGCAUCUCGAGUUCUAAAUGGCUUUAACAUAGCAAGCGAAACAAUGAAGGGGGAGAUAAUCCUACCAGUGAAUGUGGUCGGAACCAUCCAAGAUAAAAAAUUCCAUGUUAUCAAAGGUCACAUGAGAUACAAUGCACUACUCAGGAGGCCAUGGAUUCAUAACAUGAAGGCAGUACCUUCGACCCUUCAUCAGAUGAUGAAAUAA
This is a messenger RNA of Nicotiana tabacum (common tobacco), 489 nucleotides long. NCBI's taxonomy places the organism in Eukaryota, Viridiplantae, Streptophyta, Magnoliopsida, Solanales, Solanaceae. The record is from RefSeq and is a predicted model, not a curated record.